GCAUUAGUGAGAGCUGGUUUUUGAAUCAGCGGCGUUGUUAUUGACGCCAUAUUGCUGGUGUGGAAGAGUCACAGAGAGACGCGCGACGGCCCCCGCCGCAGUCAUCGCUCUUCAUCGGUGGCUCCAGGCCGGGUAGCCUUCCGUCAAGCCGCCCCCACCGGCCUAGACACCCUCCCGGAUACGGCCCGGGGAGGAUUUGCCGCGGGCGGAGCCUACAAGUCAGCUGAGCCGGGCCCAGAGCUCCGGGCCGCUCCCUGGAGACGCAGGCGGAGCCGGCGGCCGGCAGGAGAAAACCGAAGCGGCGCAGAGCGGUGGCGACCGGGCGUUUGACAAGACGCGGCAGCGCGGGAAGCUCUCCCCCUCCUCCGCCCCCGUGUCAGCCCUUCUGGCCGCUCCUGCGGUGCGAAAGGCCCGGUCGGCUCAGCAGCUGAGCCCCUUCCUUUUUCUUCCUCUUCCUCUUCCUCCUCUGCCCCCCCGCCCGACUCGGCCAUGGCGUGCGGCGCGACCUUAAAACGGACUCUAGAUUUCGACCCUUUGCUGAGCCCGGCCUCGCCGAAACGACGGCGUUGCACUCCAUUGUCCGCUUCGGCGGCCGCCGCCUCUUCCUCCUCAGCCUCCUUUGCCUCGUCCCCGCAGAAAUACCUGCGCAUGGAGCCUUCGCCCUUCGGGGAAGUGUCCACUCGCCUCACCACAGAGCAAAUUCUGUACAAUAUAAAACAGGAAUACAAACGCAUGCAGAAGAGAAGACAUCUAGAAAACUUUCACCAAACAGAUCCUUGUUGUUCUACUGAUGCACAGUCACAAGCAUUUCUUCUUUCUGGACCAGCUUUGCCAGGUACUUCAUCUGCAGCGUCACCACCACUGAAAAAAGAACAGCCCCUCUUUACUCUCAGACAAGUUGGAAUGAUCUGUGAACGCUUGCUCAAAGAACGUGAAGAGAAAAUCCGUGAAGAGUAUGAAGAAAUCUUGACCACAAAACUUGCAGAACAGUAUGACGCAUUUGUGAAGUUUACGCAUGAUCAAAUCAUGCGACGAUAUGGAGAACAGCCUGCAAGUUAUGUUUCAUGAAUCAUGUUUUCUGCAUAUGUGGGCAGCCCUGAAACCCUGUUCUAUUGUUGCAAGCUGUCCUUUAAAGACUUGCAACAAUGCCAUAUUCCCUCCCCCCCCCCCUCUGUAUACACUGGUUAUUUCAAGCUUUUGUCAGUGGCAACCACUCUUAUGCAGCAACUGGUUUUGGAGUGCUCCCUGAUGUCAGUACCACCUGGAUGUGGACCUUUGCUACCUGUUAAUACCAGUGGUCUCAUUUGCUGUAUCAUUACAAUUUGGCUUCUGUUAAUAAGUUUGAAAAGUAAAAGGAUUAAAGCUGGUGUAUUAGAGCUCUGCCCUUAACUGGUUGUGUAAAUAAAAGUGUAGAAUGACACUUCUGACUGAAGUUAGUGUGGUUUUCAUAACUGUGCACUGCAAAGUUGUAUUCACAGUUAAAUUAGAAUGUAAUCCCUGGACAACUUCUAAGCAAAUAGCCCACAGUACUGCCUGUGAAAUAGUGAAGGAGGGCAUUUUUGUAUUCCAUGACUUUUUGGGGGGUUAAGAAUGGGUUUAUAUAAGUUCUCAUUUUUGUAGGUUUUAUUUAUUCUAUCAGUCUUUAACAAAUGUUUAUUGCUGCAAUUUUUCAGUGUAUCAUUGUUUUACUGCCCUUGUAGUACUGGAAUUUAGUUGAAAGAAUAAAACAUUUACUUCUAACCUGUGUUUUUACCUAUAUAAGUGGCAUUUUUGCCAUCAUUCAAAUAAAAUAGAUGUGAGUGUACUAAAUGAAACUUCUAUGUUUAAUAUUUAUUAGGUAAUAGUUCAGAAAGAAAGGUAUAGAUAUGAAUGUUUUAGAAGCUUUGUUAAGGUUGACAGGCAUGCUGAGGGCGAAUUUGAGAUUUUGUAGGUAAUUUGGGCCCUCAUCAAGCAUUCCUUUCCCGUAGUAAGUUGUAUGAGCGAAGAGGGUAUGGGCAUGCUACCUUCAUUCCUCCAUAGCUUUCAUCGUCCUCAUAUGUAGAAAGGUGAAUCUUCACUGGAGAGCCUUCUGUAGUCACAAUCCUUUUUGUAUUGUUUCUCAUGGAAAAUCAAGUUUCCAAACUGUUAGCAAAGCCUUCACUGAUACUGAAGGUUGUUUUUUUACUAUAGGCAGCCACCUUCCUGCAAGUGAGGCUGACAGAAAUUAUGGGUAAAACAGGUAUGAUCUCUUCAAGUUCCUCUCCUCACAGGCAUACCUUGCAUAACAAGUAUACCUGAAUAAUAAUUUCUGACACUCAGAAAUGUGAGGUUAGCCAAGAUGCUUUUUGAAGCAGCGUAUCUUAAGGAACAGUUAUUCACAUUUUGAGAAACUUUCUUCAUCCCAGAUUAAAGGCAUUUGAAAUUUCAUUGCUUUGGAAGCAAUGUGAGGUUGAAGAAAAUUGCCUCAAUAUUUAUAUCGGCGUUUUAGUGGCUGUUGUUUUCCAAGUUUAAAAAGAACAUGUUCCCAUAUACACCUUAUUUAACGGAUCAUUUGUUUUUACUUCUGUUAUUGUGACCGAACUCAAUGUGUGAACCUUUUUUUAGGGAGUUGCCAGAUUUUCCUCCUUGCAGCUGCAAGAUUGUAAAUUUGCCAUUUAUAUGGAUAAAGAAAACUUGAUUAGACCUUUUGGAUUACUUUUCUCUCUUAAGUGGAUCUAUUACAUUAAUGACUUUACAGUGCUGCUGCUACUGAAAUCACUACAAAGGCAUUCUAGUUAUACUCUCAUGACUUGCAUUUAAAUACCCAUCUAUUCACCUCUCUGCUUUGAAACAAAUUCUUUAUUCUAAGCAAGAAGUUUGUAUUCUUUUAUCUUCCUGGCAUGUAUGUAAUUUUAACAAGAUUUCUAUUACAGAAUUUCUGCCAUUUUGAUUCAUGGAUUUUAAUAUGCUUCCGCUAUACAUUUGCACUGGAUUGUUGGCUUUGAGCCUUUGAAAAUCUAGAUAAAGGGGCAAGAGUAUUAAGCACAGAACGGACUUAAAACACAUGGUGUAGUUCACUGCUGCUAAGCUCAAGUGCUUUUGAUUCCCUAAGGUCUGUGAACUAUAAGAAAAUUGCUCUGAGCUCUUUGGAAAGUGAUGUAAAACAUGUAUUAAAUAUGGGGAUGAAGGGCACAGAUGUAGGUUCACUGGAAUAUAGUACCUUAAUUAAAGUGUUUACAUGCUAAAA
Crotalus tigris (Tiger rattlesnake) is the source of this 3205-nucleotide messenger RNA. It is a transcript of the gene AKIRIN2, whose product is annotated as akirin 2. Gene Ontology annotation, cellular component: chromatin; nucleus. Bases 490 to 1068 code for a protein of 192 amino acids. The record is from RefSeq and is a predicted model, not a curated record. Gene Ontology annotation, biological process: positive regulation of transcription by RNA polymerase II; positive regulation of innate immune response. The transcript has 5 exons. Lineage: Eukaryota; Metazoa; Chordata; Lepidosauria; Squamata; Viperidae. Gene Ontology annotation, molecular function: transcription coregulator activity.